Trichobilharzia szidati is the source of this 3222-nucleotide messenger RNA. NCBI's taxonomy places the organism in Eukaryota, Metazoa, Platyhelminthes, Trematoda, Strigeidida, Schistosomatidae. The record is from the annotation of a GenBank genome assembly.
GGUAUGCAUAUUUUCGUGGAUUUGUAUUAGUUGUUUAUUUGAAUUAUUGAUUGAAAGACACGUACACACAAACACAAACACACACACGUACACACACAGAGAUAGAUAGAUUGACAAAUGUCAAAUCAAGUAUAUAAUGAUUUCACUGUGGUACUCUACAGACGUCGAUGGUUCGCACUGUUUAUAUUUUGUUUCUGUUCAUUUUCGAACGCCUAUCAAUGGAUCCAUUUGAAUAUUAUUUCUGAUCGAGUGCUGUUUUUCUGGGGUGCUUCAAUUCCUGGUUCAACAGAGGAUGUCCAUCAAAUUGCUGUUGACUGGUUGUCAAUGAUCUAUAUGCUCACGUAUAUCCCACUAAUCUUUCCAUCGACAUGGAUACUUGAUAAAUGGGGUCUAAGAGUGACCAUGCUGGUCGCUACAGCAUUGAAUGCAGUCGGUGCAUGGGCUAAGUGUAUCGCUGGUGCAGUGACUUAUGAACCACGACCAAGCUUAGCUAAUGAAACUCUUCCAUGGGAUCAUAAACUUGGUUUUCCAAUACUUAUGAUUGGACAGACUAUUUGUGGGAUUGCUCAAUCAGGCAUUCUGGGGAUACCAGCACAUUUAGCCGCGAUAUGGUUUGGAGAGAAUGAAGUUUCCACAGCCACGUCUUUCGGGGUUUUUGGAAAUCAGAUUGGUGUAGCAGUCGGCUUCCUAAUACCUCCACUUAUUGUACCUAUGCUGCCUUAUAUUACGGAUACAUCAUCAGGCAAUCCAACAAGUAUACUUGAUCCAGCUGUUGAUGUUAUUCAACUAUUCGCCAAUAUGAAAUAUUACACAAUGAUAUUAUUAUAUUUCAGUGCUGCAUUAAACACCCUACCAUUUCUCCUGGUGAUAUUUUUCUUUAAAGCAAAACCGCCUACAGAACCAAGUUUAGCCCAGUACAAACGUUCUGCUACACAACCAGAUAAACAGAAACUAAAACUCGAGGAUAAAUCAGACGUCUUUCAUUCGAAUGGUUAUACAAAAUCACCUGAAGCCAAUCAUAUCUCAUCACCUUUAAAUGAAAUAGCCAAUAUCAAUUCGACAACAACAACAACGAAUGCGACUCCCGCCAAAGUAGCAUCUAAGAAUGGUGAUACUGCUGAUCAACUGAUGACGGAUAAUUUUGUUGUUCAUAUUGCUCUUGGUCAACAUGGCGACAAAAUGUAUGCCGAUAAUAGUAAAGAGAAUCCUUCAUAUGAAUCCCUACAACAAUAUGGUAAAAAUGCUACAAUUCUAGCCGCUUUGAAACGUUUAUUCACUAAUGUAGGAUUUGUACUAUUAUUUUUAAGUUAUGGUAUAAUUACUGGUGUUUAUUAUGCAGUGGGUACAUUAUUAAACAAUAUCCUUUUGGAAUAUUUUACUGAUUCUAGUCUAUUUGGAUGGGCUGGUUUUACAAUGAUUGUCGCGGGUAUCUUUGGAUCAAUUUUAGGCGGUGUUAUAUUGGAUAAGACAAAAAAAUUCAAACUAGUAACCUGUGCUAUUUAUAUACUCAGUUUAAUAUGGAUGGCUGUUUUCACAGGAAUAUUGUAUCUACGUUCAAUGCCAUUAGUAUUUGUUUCCAUGUUCUUUUUAGGCUUUUUUAUGACAGGUUACUUGAGUUUAGGUUUUGAAUUAGCCGCUGAAUUAACCUAUCCAGAAAGUGAAGGUCUCUCCUCUGGUCUAUUGAACACUUCAGCACAGAUCUUUGGCCUUAUUUUAAUUCAUGUGGCAACUACACUGAGAACACAUCAUGGUGUUCUACCUGGCAAUCUGUUUCUCACUGCUUUAUUAGUACUUGGAUCAAUAAUGACAGUAUGUAUUAAGGAGAAUCUUCUUCGUCAACAAGCUCAUGAACGUACUACAGAACAAUAAAUAUGCACACACACACACUAUCGAUGAGUAAACUAUUGACGAAAGAGAUAUCAUAAAGAUCGACUAUUAUUUCGUUGUUAAGAUGCAGCCUCGACUAAUUCAGAGAGAGAAGUACCCAGUCAAUCGUCAAUCUAUCUAUCUAUCUAUCUCUUUCUAUCUUUCUAUCUCCUAAGUGCUUUACCAAAAGCCCUACCUUUUGGUUUACAUUCAUAAUUCGGUGACUUUACACUUUAAAUUGAACUCUAGCUCUUUGAUUUAUUUAAUGUGUGUGUUUGUGUGUAAAAAGUGAACAUUGAAUUAUUACAGAAUGUUUUACCUCUGGUCUGUAUUCCAUCAUCAUCAUGUCAAAAUGUCUAGAAUGCCACAAGUAUCCUUCAUUUUCUUUUCGAACGAUUGGUUAUUUCUACUUCCUAUUACUACUAUUAAUACUACUGAUAAAAUAAAGAUUACGAUUAAUGUAAUACUAAGUAACUCACCAAGAUCUGAAAGAGAUAGAAAGAUGCAAAACACAUUUCCUCCAUCAUUUUCAAAUUUCUAAAUUUUCAUUUAUUAGUUGACUAAUAUUUUUAUUUCGUUUUUUUGUUUUGUUUUGUUUUAUUUCAUUCUUGAUUUGUUUGAUUUUGUAGUGAGACUAUUUUUCACUUUUUUUCACUUUUUACUAUGAAUUAAGUAUUGUUAUUUUCUAUAUGAUGACUUAGUUUUCUACUUGUUUUUUGUUUGAAAAAUACACAUAUAUUGAAACAUUGAACAACCGCCAAAAAUAAACAAACAGAUUCUCAUGUUCAAUAUUCAACAAUCUUCGUUUUUUCCAUUGUUGUUGUUCUUGUGUUAGUGGUGGUGGUGGUUGUUUUUUCCCCUUCAUUUUGAUAAUACUGCUGUUGUUGUUGAUAAAUCCAACCAUCAAUCACUCUUUUGAGUCUUUUCAAAAUGGACGAGUAGCGGGAAAUUUGAAUUUGGCGGGAAUUUGAAAUUUUUGGCGGGAAACACAUACAAUUCACCGUUAUUGAAAAUGAAAUAUUUGAAAUGAUUUUUUCUCUUUGGUUUUUCAUAUUUGAAUCGCUAUCCCUUUCUUUUCUUUUGAAAUUUGACCAAUACAAAAUAGAUUAAUGUUUGUAUCUUUGAUCAAUUUUCAAAUACUGAAAGUGUGUUAUGUAUACUUUAUUUUCUGUAUUCGAUAGAGAUUUUUGUUUUCGAUGAGAUAAUCAUUUUGUUUUAUUCAUUUUCAGUUUUUGUGUUUGUUUAUUUGUUGUUUGUUAUUUUGUUUUGAUUUUUGAUUACGUAAUCACAGAAGAGAAUAAUUUUCUUUAUAAAAAAGACAGAGAAAGAACAUAAAUAAAUGGUACUAAUGAGAAA